UUCCAGGUGUCAGUCUCGCUAAAAUACCACCAUUAUUAAUAUGCUUAAACUGAAAGUAUUGUUUCACUUUUAAGGCUUAGAUGUACAUAUAAGAUUUAAAAUGGCAGUUAUUUACGAAGGUUGCUUACAAUGUCCCAAAAAUACGUUUAUUCAUCUUCCAAUGUUUCAACGAAAGCCAUCGAUGAUGUCCAGAUGUCACGUGGUAUCGAUUAAACGUUUUCGGGAAAUUCUAGCACAUUGGUACCAAACUCAAUCACAGACAAGACCAAACUUAAACAAGAACGGCGAUGCAAAAUAAACAUUUUGAAAUAACACGGAAAAAGGUGCGCUACACUCUCCCUCGAAUGUUACCUUCGACCCGCAUUUUUAUGUAAAUUUCCGCUUAUACCCGACGUUUUUACUAUGUGAAAAAAAAUGGUAAGGGACUCUAGUUGAAGUGCUAAAUUCUUUACUAUUCACUAAAUUUUGUAGAUGCAAAGGCUCGAAACAUGGGCAAGAGUACAACAUGCGCGCUUUAAAACAAGCCAUAUUCCUUGUGAAUUUAAUCUUGAUUUCCUUAAAAUUGCAUGCAUCUAAAUUCCCAAGUGCCAACGACUUCUUUUGUUUAAUAAAACCAAACGCAUUUGUACAAAAGUUACUUUCCUCUUCGCAAUUGCCUUGAGACACUACCUGUUAUGCGCGCAUCGAAGCUUGACUUCCUUACAUUUGGUUGUACAUUUUGAAUCUACUACAGAUCUCACAUGCAGACUUGUAGGAAGUUGAAGCGAAAUCAAGUGUUGAUAUUGCCCUGACUUGAUAUCGUCCUGGUUGUGGAAAAGUGAAAAGGUCCUGUGGCAAUAUUUCCAAUUAAAGAAGAAACAAACGAAAUAAGCACGAAGACUCUAAAUAUUAUCAAAUGUCAGAAUGGAGCGUCAAUAUCAGGAAAGCAUCCGAAGAAGACCAUGGCCUAGGCACUUUUCAACAAGGAAGACAUACAAAAAGCAAUAACUGAAAGAAAGUAUGUCCUGGUCUACUAAAAGAAGGUCUGAAUUGGAGAGGUCAUAGGGUCAUGCGCAGGCUAUUUGCGCAUCUUAAUGGAGGAAACUGCUGACCACAUGUUGACAAGAGAAAGCCACAGACCAGAACAGGAAGUAAUCUCUCAAAGCUUGGAAAGACAAAGAUGUAAUGAAAUAUGGCUGCAAAAGAGGAAAAGUCUGUUCCUGAAAAAAGUGAUAGCAAGUCAUUGCAGUCAACAGAUUCUUUUGAGGAUUUAACAAACUUUGUUGACAACAAAGUAAAUGUUGAUGAAGCUGAUGAGAAAAUCGAAUUAUCAAUUGUCAAUGAAAAAUCGAAACUGCUUGAUGAAGUAUCGCAAGAGACGAAUACAGGAAAUGACAAUGAGCUGCAGGUGCAACAAAAUCAACGCCAGCCUCGGGAAGGGUCUGGGACUAGGACAAUGAGGGGAACUGGAACUGACCCUCAGGUUGCCUUUUUUUGUCAAAAUAAAUUUAAUUUAUGCUUGCUUGCGCAGCUGCUAGGUGUCUAGGGCAAUGGCGUUUGGAGGGUUUCAGUGGAAAACUCCAUAGCUUGUAUAAAUGGUAAUUGGUUGCUUGCGGAGCUUUUAUACAACUUAGCCUUCAAGAUCCUGAUGAUACGUGAAUACUAUAAGACAUCUAAAUUCUAUAGGAAAUCAGAACAGAGCGAUCAACAGUAUUUAUCCUCUCGAUUAGACAGUUAUAGACCAGGCGUAUUAUACAACAAGGGUAACAUCUCUCCGAACUCUUUGCCACCGUGAUAUUUAGCUACCCUUACCCUCUGGUAACGAGAAAAGUUUUGGUAAACGGCGAAUAUCUGCUGCGUUUAUCAAAUAUGGGCAUUUUCCCAAGCCAGAGGUUACGGCCAAUUUUGAAAAUGCGUGAAACACGUGCA
Rhopilema esculentum is the source of this 1908-nucleotide messenger RNA. The record is from RefSeq and is a predicted model, not a curated record. NCBI's taxonomy places the organism in Eukaryota, Metazoa, Cnidaria, Scyphozoa, Rhizostomeae, Rhizostomatidae.